AUAAAGGGCAAAACAAGAAAAAGCCGUAAAUUUUGGAUAAACUUCGUAAAAGUAUGUUUCGGUUUCGCCGCAAUAUUCGCCUCAUCUUUCAUAUGGGUAGACCGGAGUGUUUUCUUUCAGUUUAUUUAUAAGGGAUUCGGAUGGCAAACGCUAAUUCUUUUCAUACUUGUUGUUACCUUCAUCUUCGCUUUGAUUAUAUUACUCUCGAAUCUGUUUGGUAAAGAUGUCCUCGAAGAUCUAGUUUCACCUGAAAUCACUUUUUUAUUUGUGUUGUUCUUUCUUACGCAACGGGUUGGAGAGUGGUGUGCAUUGGUCAAAGACUUGGAGAGAAAGGAAGAAAAAGAUGAAGGAAUGAAAGAAGGAAAGAAAGUAAGAGAGAUAGAAAGAUAG
Molecule: messenger RNA, 390 nt
Organism: Haemonchus placei
Lineage: Eukaryota; Metazoa; Nematoda; Chromadorea; Rhabditida; Trichostrongylidae
Source: the annotation of a GenBank genome assembly